This is a messenger RNA of Closterium sp. Yama58-4, 834 nucleotides long. Lineage: Eukaryota; Viridiplantae; Streptophyta; Zygnematophyceae; Desmidiales; Closteriaceae. The record is from the annotation of a GenBank genome assembly.
AUGGUGCUGGUGGCGAACGAGGAGAGGGUGGACGUGGACGGCGAGCUCAGCUUGCUGUUUCUCGGCCGCCAUGAUGGCAACGGCGGUGGCGCACGUAGGGGGCAAGUGUGGCGGUUGCAAGCGGCACUGAGUGGGCGGACCGGGUGGAGAGGCGCCUUCAGGGCUCUCAUGGGCGUGCUGCAGUGCACAGGCGAGCAGCUGCGCGUGGAGUAUGAGGAGCAUAAUGAUGAGCGUGAGGAGCGCCUUAUAGUUGAGGAGGAGAAGGCUAGAGGGGGUGGUGGAGGGCUGGUUGGCAGGGAUGGCAAGGCGGAGAGCAUUUGUGGCAGGAGGCGUGAGGUUGCUGACCUGCUGAGCUUCUUCCAAGAGCGAGUGGGGAAGCUGGUGAAGCAGGCAAGGGAGGGAGCUGCCACUCUGGCCCAGGACCUUCCGUCCUCCCUCCUGCCAGCUCACCACCGCACACUGCUUCUGCAAGCCGCUGACCUCCUGCCGGCAUUGCUGCAGGUUCUGGCGUGCCCAGGAGUGGCGCCUGCUGACGUGGCUGGAUGGCGGGGGGAAAGAGGACUGGGGCCCAGAAGAGCAUGGGGCAGCAGCAGCAUCACCCAUUGUGCUGAUGCUUCUCGUGAUCGUGCCACGGAGCUGUUCCAUGCCAUCCUCCUCCACCUGCAAAGAAUCCACGCAGCCAGCCCCCCCUUCAACCACCUCGGGCUCAGCAGCACCCCAUCGUGGGAGACUAUAGCGGAUGCAUGUGUGAAGGGCGCACGCCUCGCACUGUCCACCGUGUCAUCAUCUGAGUGCUCUCUCAUCCGCCUCUCGGGUCUGUCACAGGUUACGUAA